This is a messenger RNA of Stylophora pistillata, 1191 nucleotides long. Its product is annotated as serine protease 23. The record is from RefSeq and is a predicted model, not a curated record. Gene Ontology annotation, molecular function: serine-type endopeptidase activity. Gene Ontology annotation, biological process: proteolysis. NCBI's taxonomy places the organism in Eukaryota, Metazoa, Cnidaria, Anthozoa, Scleractinia, Pocilloporidae.
AAUGCUAUGCUCUAGAAUUAUUUUCGUGUUCAUUCUAAGUAAUUUCAUCUUUUGCCGAGGUUUUGAAAAUGAUUAUCAGGACGCCGUUGACCUGAAUAAGGCGGACAAUAAGAAGAGUACUUUUGAACAAGAAAACACUGAUGAAUUUGAGAAGGACAAGAGGAAGAGCAUCGUGGGCUCAGAUGAUAGAAUUCGCGUACGACCUGCAUCAUCCCAAGUUCUGCCUUUUGGAGCCGUGGUGAAAGUCAAGAUAAGUCCACGCGCAGGGUCAUGUUCCGGAAUCCUAGUUGGGCCCCGGCACGUUUUAUCGGCUGCACAUUGUUUUCACAACGGGAAUGAGUAUCUGGCCCCGAAGAAAUCGUUGAACGUUGGUGUUCUUCAGAGUAACCAACGUUUUACCUGGUAUCGUGUUAGACAGGUUUCUCUCCCUCGUGCUUGGUACAGCACAACCCCCAUGAAUCCUGAAGUAGAUUACGCAAUUUUAACCCUCAAGAGACCCCAUGGGAGGUCGUAUCUCCCCAUCAAAGCUUUCUCCAUAAAGAAGCUCCUACCAUUCAACUCAAUGCACUUCGCCUGCUUUCCGAACGACAAGCAAGAAAAUUCAAUGUGGUAUUCGUCGUGUCCCGUCGGUUGGCAGCCGAACAGCACCAGCUACCGAACAGUCAUCAUGAAUACCUGCGAUGCUGCCGGAGGUUGCUCGGGAGCCGGCGUUUAUGUGUUAAACCCUAGGAACCAAAAUCGAUAUAUCGUCGGAGUCUUGUCGGGAACAGUCAAUAGCAGGGCGAAAAAUGUCAUAACACGCUUGACUUCGAAAAAGGUAAAAGAAAUUUGUCGCUGGAUUGGAAGGUUGGCAAAAUCAGGAUGCCGCACCAAUGGGAUUCAAUAAAACUGAACGCUAACGUAUCGAUUCUAUGAUCAAACAAGUUUAAUUGAAUUCAAAAUUAUAUUUUCAAUCAUCUUUAAAUUACAUAGAAGGGUAGAAUGUGAAAUUAAUUUAGGUAUCAUUUCAUGAAUUUCAAAAUUCAGUGAAGGAUCGAUGUUCUCCUCUUAGUUCGUUGUAAAUUGUUUCGCUGGGUGUAUUAUAUUAAUUUUCUUGAACACUAAAUAGCUAAUUCAUAAGUUUAUAAUUACUAAAAGCAUCAAAAUAAUGAAUUAAAUAGCUCCAGGCUAUCAGUAGUAUCUAAAUAAAGU